AUGAAAGGGCCCGCCAAAAUCCUGGCCCGAGCCCGAGAUUUCUACAUCCGGAGCAUGACCACCUGCGCCGGCCACGCUGCCGUCGGCGUCCCCAACCUCCACUUCCAAAGCCUCCCGAGAAGCUUCAGCGCCAACUCAGAUUACAGUUCCAGAGACGACGAUUUUCGGGAGCUUACGAGGAUCGCUUCCACUCGGGCCAAGGCAAAGGCGGACCUCCUCCGCGCAACCAGCUCGUCGCCAACGGGCCCAGGCCGCGUGCCAGCCGUUGCUCGCAGCCGCACGGUUUCCAUCGGCAGGAUUGACGAAGAUAAGCCUUAUGAAUUUGACAGCCACGGCCCUACGCUGAGGAGCAAAAGUUAUGCACCUUCAAGAAGUCGAAUGGUGUGA
Molecule: messenger RNA, 387 nt
Organism: Salvia splendens (bonfire salvia)
Lineage: Eukaryota; Viridiplantae; Streptophyta; Magnoliopsida; Lamiales; Lamiaceae
Exons: 1
Coding region: 1-387 (128 amino acids)
Source: RefSeq, a predicted model, not a curated record